Molecule: messenger RNA, 1473 nt
Organism: Cannabis sativa
Lineage: Eukaryota; Viridiplantae; Streptophyta; Magnoliopsida; Rosales; Cannabaceae
Product: protein E6-like
Exons: 1
Coding region: 227-1120 (297 amino acids)
Source: RefSeq, a predicted model, not a curated record
UUGUUGAAGUUUCGUCCCAGCUAGGGGGGGACCACAACCUCUAUCGUCCUAUUCGCACCUAAUGAGUAGAAAAAAUGGUUGUGGCAGAUACACAUACACUUAUUCAUCCUUGCUAUAAAUAUAUAUAUAGACAUAUAUACAUAGCACCAUAUCACUGAAGUGCUCCAUCAACCCUCACUAAUCCACACACACACUCUCUCUCUCUCUCUCACUAAAGCCACUAAGAAUGGCUCACCUAAAACCAACUCUCUUCUUCUCUUUUCUCUUCCUCUUCCUACUAUCUCACCCCAUUGACGCCAGAGACAGCCAGUUCUUCAGCAAAGUCACGAACGACAACAACAAUCAAGAAACGACAACAACAGUAGUAACUCCUAGAAACAACGACAACAAAGUUGACGAUCACCAACCAGAGCCAACUUUCAUCCCAGAAACACAAAACGACGGCUACGGCCUUUACGGCCACGAGUCCGGUCAGUUCCCACCUUCCGAAGAACACUUCACCACCACAAAGACCACCACCGGCGGCGCCCCUUACACCACCACCUCCGCCAACCCCGUCAGCACCUACGAGACCUACGAGCCAUACACCACUCCCACCACUACUUACAAGCCCUACACCACUCCCAUUGGCCGCCCGUACAGGACCGAGUCCGAAGAAGGGACCAACGACAACGCCCAGUUCUACAGCAACAACGAGAACGAGAAUGAAAACGAGAACGACAGCUACAAGAACAAUCACUAUAACUACAACAGUGAGAAUAGCUAUAACACUAAUUACAACAAGGUGAGGAACAACAAUGGAAGAGGAAACGACAGGUCGUACAACCCCGAGAGACUAGGGAUGAGUGACACCAGGUUCUUGGAGAACGGAAAGUACUUUUACGACCUGAACAUGGAGAAGAAUUAUGAUCCCAACUCCUACAGAAACUCCAGGGUGGUGGCCGAACCCAAGAACAACAAUUGGUACAACAACAGGGAAAACGACAACAACAACUACUAUGGCCACAAUAGCAAUGCGAACGACAGGUCGUACGAGAUCAAUAACAACAACCGCAACUCCUUUGAAGGGUAUCAGAACCAGCGUGAGGAUCAGUUCCAAUACAACAAUGAGGAGCCUUGAUUAUUGAUCAUUAUCAUCAUCAUUUAUAUUAUAUAUGAAGGUUGCAUUGCAUGUGGUACCAAAAGAAGUGAACAGAUAAUGAUAUAUAUAAUGUUCGUGUUUUUUUUUAUUUAAUUAUUGAUUAUCAUAUGUCAUCAUUCAGAAAGGUGGACGUUUCAUAUAUUUAAAAGAAAAAAGAAAUUGUCAUGGUUUAAUUAAGUUGGAAAAAGGAAUUUAAGGAUAUAUAUAUAGGUUAAUUUGAGGAGAGUUCUUAUAUUAUGUGUUUUUCAUUUUUGUAAUAUUUUGUUUUUGUGUUCUUGUCAUCCUGCAUACUUCUCCUAAAUCCUAAUAAAUGUGAAAUAUGUGUUGCUUUA